AUGCACAUGUGUCGGGUGUUAAUAUUUUUUACGGUCGUUUCGCUAUUCGAACUAGCGUUUAGUCAAUUACAACCUGCCAGUAACCCAGCUCUUAAUACAAGGUCUUUUGUACAAAAAAACUGUGAUGGGGUAAAAACUUUCAUAUGUGAUUCCUGCACAUCACGGCAGCCAUGCUUCGGUGAGAUCAAGGGCAAUGGAUCGUUUCCCUGCGACACAGGAUUUUACUGUACCGAAGGUAUUGCUUAUGAUCGCUGUAACCCAACACCUUCGAAUGAAUGUUUAACGUCUACACUGGGCUCGACAUUUACUUGUACUUCUAGAGGAAUUUCUCCAGAUCCCGUCAAUUGUAAUAUCUACCAUGUGUGUCUUGGCGCUGGUGAAACUUCCUCAAUUUACAAAUGUCCACCAGGCUAUGUUUUUAGUGUACAAACUAGUGCUUGUAUUCGUCAGCUGACGGCCGCUAAUUGCGUUACCGUAAGAUGUCCAGUAGGAGACCCUAGUUACGUUCUUUAUGGAAGCAAUCGCCAGUACUACGUUACAUGUGAUGGUCAAAACCAACCUACCAGAGUAUUACGUUGCCCAACUGGAGCUUUUUUUACGUAUUUUACUUCUAAUACGCGUAUAGGUGAAUGUGUAUACAGUUGUUCGGGACAAGGCAAUUACCCUAAUAGUAAUAACCCUAGUUCCUAUUACCAAUGCUUUAUAUCGAAUGGCCGUUUAGUUUACACGGAACUGGAUUGUCCAACCGGAACCCUCUUUAAUCAAACGCUACAAUUUUGUAUACGACAGUAACUG
Anopheles nili is the source of this 795-nucleotide messenger RNA. RefSeq lists its product as uncharacterized. The record is from RefSeq and is a predicted model, not a curated record. NCBI's taxonomy places the organism in Eukaryota, Metazoa, Arthropoda, Insecta, Diptera, Culicidae. Gene Ontology annotation, cellular component: extracellular region. The transcript is spliced from 2 exons. Gene Ontology annotation, molecular function: chitin binding. Bases 1 to 792 code for a protein of 263 amino acids.